Messenger RNA from Thecamonas trahens ATCC 50062, 6769 nucleotides. RefSeq lists its product as uncharacterized. NCBI's taxonomy places the organism in Eukaryota, Apusomonadida, Apusomonadidae. Gene Ontology annotation, molecular function: protein binding. The record is from RefSeq and is a predicted model, not a curated record. The transcript has 2 exons. Bases 176 to 6769 code for a protein of 2197 amino acids.
CAACAAAGCGCAUGUGGCACUCGCUCCGCCUUCGCUCCCUCCGCUCUCUAGUCAUGGUGUGGGAAAUCUAGUCGAUGACACCGAACUCGAACUGAGCUACAACUCUCCGACAAGACGACGUCGUCGUCAUCAUGGUCAUGGUCAUGGUCAUGGUCAUGGUCAACAUGAGAGAAACAUGUUGCAUGACUCUCGGCGUCAUGCAGAGUUUGACGCUGCUACUGCUGAUGAUGCUGCUGAUGAUGAUGAUGAUGGUGCUGCCGUGACCGCCGCUUCUCGUCUGCCGCGGCCUGUCCUGCCCAACAUUGAUGCUGGUCGUGGCGGCGAGCAAGAGGCAGAAGGGGACGCUGUGGCCCAGCAAAGCCAGGUCAUGGAGUUUGACUCGUACUCGGGGGACGAUCGCCCGCUCUCGGCCGAGGCAGUGCUUGUUACUCCCGCGGCAGUGGUCCGGAAUGGAGCCGGCGCGCACUCGCCGCCACACGGAAGAGUGGACCACCACGCAGGGCUCGGCUCGGUCUCGCCCAUGUCGUCGGACUCACUCUCGUCAGACUCAUCCCCAUCUGUACAUGCCGCAGAGUCGACGCGGGCCAUGGUGUACGAGUGGGAGCAGCCGCCGGCGCCGCCACCGCCGCCGCCAAACGCCGAGGCGCAGCGGGCGGCGGUGCUCGACCGAUACACCGCGGCAUCGGGUGUCAUUACGACGUACAAGACCCGUGACCAGCGCGAGGAGCGGAUUGUGCAGGCCCGUGCCCAGCGACAGCUCGCCGAGCUCCAGACCCGGGUUGAGAGCUGUGCCGUCGCGUUGCAGCAGGCGCGCGCCAGCCUCACUGCCGCCCGCCGUGAGGUUGACGGCACGCAUGCAGCCAUGCGCGAGGUUGACAAGGACAUCCGCAAAGUCACUCGCUCUGCGCUCCGCCAGCCAUUUGAGCUCGGCUCGCUCCGCAAGAGGCGCGCUCAACUCGAGACCCAAGUGCGGCUGCAGGAGCGCGAGGUCACCGACGCCGAGCGCGCCGUGGCCCGCGCCGAGGCCGAGCUCGGCACUGCCGAGCGCGAGCGGACCAAGGUGCUUCCAAUGGAGGAAGCAUUGACCAAGGCCGGGCAGAGCCAGCUGGUUGAGCUCAAGGUCAUUGCCAACGCGCGGCUGGAGCGUGAGCUGGCCUCGGCUUACCAAGUUGACCAGCGGGCCCGAACUCGCGAGCUGGCGCUGGUCAACGCCACCCGCAAGGAGGCAACCAAGGUUGCAGUCCAGAUGGACUCGGCCGUCUCGGCCCGCCGCAAAGCCGCCGCUCGCAUCAAGGCCAUCCGCAAGGCUGGCGCCAAUGAGGACGCAGCCGCGGCCGAGGCCACCCGCGCCGCCCUCACCGCCCGCCGCAAGGCCAUCCGCGAGCUGAAGGACCAUACUGAGGAGGCCCAGGCCGAAAUCCGCGCAGCCAACAAGGCCCGCGCUCGCGCCGCAGCUCGCCGCCGCCGCGAGGAGGAGCGCGAGGCUGCCGCCAUUCUCGCUCGUGGCGGCAAUCCGGAGGAGGUCUUCCGCCGCCGCCGUCUCGAAGAAGCCUAUCGCCGCCGCGCAGAGGCCGAAGAGGUCGAGCUUGAGGAGCGCAAGAUGGCCAUUGCCGCCCGGGUCCUCGUCGAAGAGGAGCGCCACGAGCGCCAGCUCCGCCGCGCCGAUAAGCUCUCGGUCGAGCAGGCGACCAAGGCGUCGGCACAGCGACGCAUUCUCUCGCGCAAGGACAAGCGUGAGGCGGUCAUGGAGUAUCUGCGCUCGCACAAGCGCGACGAUGCUGUGCUCGACGGCGGGCUUCCGGCCCCGCAACUGGGGCCUAACUCGAUCCAGCCGCCAUUCCCAUCGGACAUUGCGCCGCGUGAGAGCUGGGCUCACCCGCUCGGCGACGAGGCGACUGCCAUGACCCGCGAGCUCGAGGCUGCCGAGCGGGCCAAGUACGCCGAGCUCGUCUCGUCGCUUCCGCCACUGACUGCGAGCGCUAGCACGACAACGGGACGGGGCGAGCUGCCCAAGCUCGAGAUGUCAGAUGGCGAGCGCGGCUCAGGCCGCGCCACCGGUGGGGCGGACCCAUUUGCCGCGUUUGUGCGCCCAAUUUCGGCUCCGGCCGAGCGGGGAGGUGCAGCGCGAGGCCGGACAAGCCGUCAGUCACGCGGCAGUGAUGACAUGCUGGUGCCGGAGAUGCAGGGCUUGUGGGAGAGUGACUCCAAGCGAGCGGGAAAUCGGGCAGGCGAAGCGGUCCGGAGCGCGCGGAUGCGCCGAAACGGUUCGCUGCAUCGGCGGGCACGGAGCGCACGCACGUCACGGCCGCGGAUCGACCCCAACUACUCGGACACGGUGCGUGUGGCCGGCUUCGAGGCCUCACCGGCCUCGCUCACCUUUGCCGACUUUGUUGUCGGCGAGCACUACUCGCAGACGUUCUCGCUGACCAACGUGUCGUAUGGGUUCAACUCGUUUAAGGUGCUGGAGCUCCCGCUAGCCGUUCGUGACUUUUUCGAGGUUGCCUUUACGCCGCAAGGCAACAUGUCAGCCGGCCUCUCGACCGAGCUGACAGUCACCUUCUCGCCCAAGGUCGACGAGGACCUCACCACGCUGUUGCAGAUCCAGUCAAAGACCGGAGUGCUCGGCGUGCCGAUUGCGGCUAAGACCCGCAAGUGCGACGUUGCGCUCGAGUCCAAGAUUCUCGACUUUGGCUCGGUCGUCAUCGGCGAGUCGUCAACUCUCAAGCUGACCAUCAUCAACUCGGGCGCUGUGCCGACUGAGUUUGAGCUCGACCCAUAUGUGCUCGACCGGGAGCUGCCGGAGUCGCCCGAGGUGGCGCCGCUGGCGCUGGUGCCGCUGAGUGAGUGCGUUCCGGUCACCGCCGACGAGCUUGUGCGGGCGAGCGAGCUGGCACUCUCGCGCGACGACGUGCCCGAGUUCCAGCGAAUGGAUGCGAGCUCGAUCGAGGUGCCGGACGUCCACUUUUCGUUUGUGGUCUCGUGCUCCGACUCGGACGAGUCGGCGAGCAUGCCUGGCCGUGGUGGCGGUGGCUCGGGCUCGUCGCAGACGUCUGUCUCGACCGCUGUUGGGCUCACCGCCGGCAGCGAGUCGCCUUGGGCGCAGGCAGCGGCGGAGUCGCAGGCGUCAAGCGUCGGCGGCGAGCAAGGCGAAGCCAAGGCGCGUCCCGACGUGCCGGUCUUUGGCCUCGACGCGUUUGAGGGCCGGGUACCCGGCUACGGCUUGACGUCGGUCGGAGUCACGUUCUCGCCGUCCGAGGUCGGAGUCUUUGAGCUCCACUGGCUCAUCACAUUUGACUCGUCAGAGAAGCGGCUGGGCGUUGUGGUGCGCGGCGUUGCCGAGCCGAUUCCGAUCUCUGUAGGCUCUACGGGGCUCGAUCUCGGCGUGUGCUACGCAGGCCACAUCUACCGCGACAUUGCGGUCCUGCACAACGACUCCACGUCGACGUGUAAGAUCUCACUGGCUGUGCCACCGCUGUACGCAGGAUGCGUCGAGUUUCUGCCGCAGGUCGGGUUUGUGCAGGCACAGUCGUCGCUCUCUGUCCAGGUCAAGUUUGCACCGUCCGAGGAGCUGUUGGCCAAGGUGGGGCGGCUGCGCGCGAGCGUCCCACAACGGUCCGAGCUGGCACAAGGCCACGGGGCGAUGGUCAACAUGCCGAUCAAGAUUUCGGUCAAGGGUCAGGCGCUGCCUGUGUUCUUCCACCUGUACGCAGCGCUGACGUCGCCGUCGCUGGUGGUGCAUCCGACAACACUCUCAUUCGGCCGUGUCUCGCUUCACGCCUCGCGCGAGCUCGAGCUCAGGGUCUCGAACCCGAGCCUGCUCGUGCAGCAGUACGGGUUCCUCACGCUCGACGCCGGAUGGUCGAUCGAGCCGCAGGACGGGUUCGGGUCGCUGCUUCCGGGCGAGUCGCGGGUGCUCCGAGUCCAGUUCGCGCCGACGGCUGCGGUGUCGUACACCACCAAACUGGUGUGCAAGUCAUCGCUGGGGCAGGAGCUUGUGGUGAGUGCCAGCGGGAGCGGGUUCAAGCCUGCGCUUGUGUUUGGCGCGCCGAGUCUUGCGCUGCCAGCCACGCCUAUCGGCUCGUGCUCGUCGGCGCGAGUCUACCUGCGCAACCCGAGCAAGGUUGCACACAAGUUCGAGCUAGCGUGGGCACCCGAGCUCCCGAUUGUGGUUGAGCCGUCGGUGGGCGAGGUGCCUGGGCGCGGCGAGAUACUCCUGCUGGUGCUGCUGGCGCCGGGCGAGCAGACUGCCGACUUGUUACCGGCUCCGCGCGGGGCAGCUGCCAGCGCUGAUGUUCCGGCUGCCAAGAACGCAUCUGAAGGUGGGAAUGGUGGGGGCGGGGGCGAGGUUGUGCGUCGCGAGUUGAGCGAGGAAGAGGCUGCGCUUGCGCUGCUGGAGCAGACACUGCAAAAGGUGGCUGCGGGUGGGCAGCCGCGUCGAAGCGGGACGCGGGCAAUUUGGGCCGAGGCCGGUGUCCGGCGCAGUCCAGUUGUGUGCUUUGUGGCGGGUGCUCCCAAGUCCGAGGCUGUCCUUCUUGAUCUUGUGCUUCCUGUUGUGGAGCCUGCGCUGGCGGUCAUUUCCAACGGCGGCUCGCGGGUGCUCGACUUUGGCGAGGUGCCGAUGGGGGAGCGAGUGGUCAAGACGCUGACGCUCCGCAACGAGUCGGAUGAGGUGGUAGAGCCUGCGGCGGGCCCGCUUGAUCCUGUCGAGUCAUCGUUUGUGGUACUGUCGGGCAUGCGAGCGGUGGCACCGGGCAAGAGCCUGCGGCUGCUACUGGAGUUUGCGCCGUCGUCACAGGGGCGGUACAACCAGGAGCUGGAGCUGUACAAGCGUGAAGAACUGCGGGAGCUAGGAACGAGCGCAACUGCUGUACUGAGCGUUGCGCUUGUGGGGCUUGGGUCGUCGCCGUCGCUGCUGAUCGAGCCGCUCCCGCGGGCAUUGUUCAUGGGCGACGUCAAGCCGGGCGAGAGCGUGAGCGAGCGGUUCACGCUCACCAACUCAUCAUCGUCGUUUGACGUCUCGUUUGUGGCCUCGCUGCGCCGUAGCGGCGAGCUGAACCGCAGCGGCAUCAACCCGUUCUCGGUCUCUGUGCCGCGCGGGCGGCUGCUUCCAGGAGAGCGACUGGAGCUUGUGGUCGAGUUUGCGCCGGACCAUGCGUCGGAGCGGUAUGCGGACGAACUGUUGAUUGAGCUUCCGUCGGAGCACGACAACGUGCGGAUUCCAUUGUCGGGCGUGGCGCACGCGCGCGAUGUGUUCCUGCUUGCGGUGGGGUCCGUGCCGACGCCGCUUGUGCAGGAUCUUGGUGCACCGCUAGUGUUUGCAGGCAUGGAAGAUGAGAGCGAGCCGCGGCACGAGAUUGUGGUCCAGGUCGAGCUGUUGGCGGCUGCCGAUGGGCGAAGCUCUGAAGGCAAGCUGCGGUUCGGCAACGUCGCGCGCGGCGCGCCGGCGGAGCUCAUCCUUGAGCCGCUCUCUGCCGAUGCAGUGGCGGCUGGGUUCGAGAUUCCAGGAGCGCGGACGGUGGUCCAGCCGCGGAGCGAGGAGAUGCUUGUAAUUCGCUACACCGGCCCACCGCGGCGAGCUGACGAGACGACCAUCCACGGCCACAUGGGACUCCUUGCCAAGGAUGGAAAGCGAGUGAGUGUGGUCGUCGUGGCCAAGUGGAAGAAGGAUCCCGAGGCUGCGGCAAUCGCAUACACGGCGGCAGGUGUGGCGUACAAGGCGGCAAAGGCACAUGAGGACGUUGUGCGGGUGUGCGAGAAGGCUGCGGCGCGGCACGAGGAGACAGGUGCGAUCUUCCACGCCGGACAGGCUAAAGAGCGGGCUGCUGAGGCUGCCCUCGCCCUCAACCAGCACUCGGUCGCCACCAGGCUGUACUCGGAGGCCGCGAUCAUGUAUCGGAUGAACGGCUCGCUGCCCGAGGCGCUCAAGGUCUACAACGUGGCCGCCAAGGCACUCGAAGGGAAGGACAAGUUUGGCGAGGCGCUGGACCUGCUCACUAUCGCCGAAGAGCUCUUUGCUGAUGGCGAGAUGGACUUGCGCUUUGCUUCGGAGACGUACCGCACCGCACUCCGCAUCGCCAUCAAGAAGCGCGACUGGGCCCGCUCUCUUGAGCUGCUCGAAGCCCAGAUCGGCCACUUUACCGCCCUUGAGCAGGACGGCAUGCUGUUCAAGACCAUGCUCUCAUACGUGGUUGUCGCCCUCGCCUCCAACGACUACGUCGCCGCAGACCGCGCCAACACCGCGCACCUCUCAGUCCGCGGCUACCUCCGUUCCACCGAGUCCAACGCCGCCAACGACCUGCUCGAUGCAUUUGAGUCUGCCGAUGACGACGCCAUCGCCGCUGUCGCCUCUCGCCAGGUCUUCACCUUCCUCGACCAGGGUGUCCUCCGCCUUGCCCGCGCUCUCACCUCGGGUGGCGUCCGCAGUGGCGGCAAGAAGAAGUCCUCCAAGACCAAGGCCCGCUCUAAAGCUGCUGCCGCUCCGGCUGCAUCUUCGCCUGACGCACCCGAUGCCGCCCAGGCCGCUCGCAAUGCGCUCUUUGCCGCCCCGUCCACCGCCGCUGCCGCUGCCGACGCCUCGACCACGGCGCCCCAUGCUGUUCUGCCGGUCGGUGAGGACGAGCCCUCGCCUGCCGCCGAUGUCGGCGCUAGUGAGCCUGCGCAUGUCGUCGAUGUCGGCGCUAGUGAGCCUGCGCAUGUCGAUGUCCUUGGCGAGGCCCAAGACGAUGAUGCAGAUGACGACGAUGAGGACUCCGACGACUCGCUGCUGUAG